This is a messenger RNA of Benincasa hispida (wax gourd), 1401 nucleotides long. RefSeq names its product cotton fiber (DUF761). The record is from RefSeq and is a predicted model, not a curated record. Lineage: Eukaryota; Viridiplantae; Streptophyta; Magnoliopsida; Cucurbitales; Cucurbitaceae.
ACCACGAUCCCACACCACAUCCGCACUUUGAAUAACGACACUCUCAGUCUUUUCACCUCCGACCGCCAACAUCACCGGCGAAGUUUCAGAUUACUACAGCAAACAAGAAGAAACAAAUGGCGUGGUUGCUCUCCUUGAAGGCUAUGUUGAUGUCGGCCGGAGUUCUUUCCAUGGCUCUUGCUCUGAAGGUCUCCGUUCCUUUGGUUUUUGAGUUUUCAGUUCUGUAUGUGCCUCUGAUUUGGAACUCCCUCAUUUCUUGCCUGAGACCUCCUUACAUUUACAUUAUCAUCAACGGCAUCAUCAUCUCUAUCGUCGCCUCCUCGCGCUUCCACCAGAAGGAAGCCGAUGCUUAUGUUGAGAUUCCUUCUGCAACUAGGGAGAUUGUUUCGGAAUUCACUAUUGUAGAAUCGCCAACGGCUUAUGAACAGAGAGAUGAACUGAUUGUUUCGGAAGUGAAGGCUAUCGAUGCGAUUGAUUUGCCGUUUGAAGAAGCAAUUGCUCCAGAAGUGAAGGAAAUCGAGGCGGUGAUCUUGCCGAGAGAAGAAGUAAUUGUUCCGGAAGCGAAGGUUAUCGAGACGAUUAGCUCUGUUGAAGCUGAAGCAGAGGAUGAGGACAAAUUUGUCAUAUCGGCAAAUCCGAGAAGGAAUUCGCUGGAGAGGAUGAGAUUACCGGAGAAACCGCUUGUUUCUUCCAGAUUUGGUCACCGGAAAUCGGCUAAAGCGAGUCCCGAAGGCGGAAAGGUGCUGGGAGUAGUAUCGAAGGCGAAACGGCACGAGACGCUUGAGAACACGUGGAAGGCGAUAACGGAAGGAAGAGCAAUGCCGUUGAGCAGGCACAUGAAGAAGAACGAGACGUGGGAGAAUCACGGCCGUCAGAAUAACGGCGGCGAGGUUGAAUCGAGAUCGGAGACUUUGAAGGACAGGACGAAUCAGGCAAUGACGGCGGUGAAUGUGUCAGGUCAGGCGGUGAAGCUGAGGAAAGAAGCGUCGAUGAGUCAGGACGAUUUGAAUCGGCGAGUGGAGGAUUUCAUAAGGAGGUUCAACGAGGAGAUGAGGUUGCAGAGGGAACAGUCGUUGAAGAAGUAUUGGGAGAUGGUGAACCGUGAUAACUGAAUUUUUACAUAUUAUUCCCUUUUGGAGCUUUUUUAAUUCCUUUGGGUAAAUGGAAAUUUACUUUUUCUUUUAGUUGUAAAAUUUUAAAAAUAUAUAUUUGAAUUGUAAUUUUAGAAAUGUUCCAUAAUAGCAAAAAAUUAUAGAUUUGUAUAAGUUAUUUUGUUUAUUUAUUUAUUUAUUUUUGUUUCUUUUCCCAUACAAAUCAAUGGGAUUAUUGUUGCAAGAAAAGGGGAAAAAAAAAAAAAAUCAAUCCGAUUAUUGGUGUUCAUAACUUAUUUUUUAUAUGGAA